AUGAGUGGGUUAGCAGAGUUUGAGGCCCGUUUAGCCAAACUGCAGGCGAUCGAGGAUGAUAAGACGGCGCUGGUUCAGGAUUUAAUUCAACAGGUGAAGACGUUGGAGAGCAGGUUGACCAUCACCGAGAAGAGGCUUAAGCAGAAGCGCGAUUUAGCGGAUAUGUACGACCAGAGGCAUAUUGAGAAGGACGGGGAGUUGGGGGCGGUAAAACAGAGCCUGGCCCAGAUGAAUUACGUAUUGGUGUUGGUUGAUGGCGAUUGUAUGCCGUUUGUGAGCAGCCUGCUAACGCCUGGCGAACAAGGUGGUCGCAAAGCGUCACGCCUCCUCAAGGCUCGUGUACUCGAACACCUUGGUGACAAGAAACUGCCGCCCAAUACCAAGGUUGUGAUCCGUGUCUACGCAAACCUCAGCGGCCUCUCGAAGGCAUAUCGCGACGCCGGCCUCCUCCAUACCGUUGCUGACUUCGGCGCCUUCGUCAAUGGCUUCAACAAAGAAGAUGCACUCUGUGACUUUGUGAAUGCCGGCGACGGGAAGGAGUGUGCGGAUGAGAAGAUCAAGGCUGCCUUCCAGAUGGCGAUAGACAACGUCCAGUGCCGGCACGUAAUUCUCGGUGGAUCUGCAGACAACGGGUACGCGCGCCUUCUCGGACCUCACCGCGGAUCCGCCAAAGUUGCGCUUAUCGAGGGUCCGCCGUUUGCAAAAGAGUUGGUCGAGCUGGCUUCACACUUUGGAGCCUUCGACUGCCAGGAUGUGUUCAGUAAAACGAAGCUCACAGUCGCCCAGCCGCUGGGUACUAUCACUCCUCCGCGAUCGCCGCCGCCGGUCACCGUUCGCACCGUGAACUUCGCCGCAGUAGCUUCGAAUCCCGCGGCCUAA
Molecule: messenger RNA, 879 nt
Organism: Trematosphaeria pertusa
Lineage: Eukaryota; Fungi; Ascomycota; Dothideomycetes; Pleosporales; Trematosphaeriaceae
Exons: 5
Coding region: 1-879 (292 amino acids)
Source: RefSeq, a predicted model, not a curated record